CAGAGCAGAGUCAUUAUGAACUUUAAUCUGAUAUUUUAGAAAAUGGUGACACUGAGUGUAGAGGAUGGCCCGUGGACAGGAUGUGCGGUUCUCUUCCUGCACUCCUGUCCCGCAGUGAACCUGCUCUCUCUCUACAAAGACCAGCAGGGCAAGUUCAGCGUCUUCAAAGUCCUCAAGCUGACACUCACAGACUCAGCUGGGGGGCUGGAGGGGUACGAGAUCCUGAAGCUGCAUGAUGCAGAUCCUCUGCUGGGUGUAGAGGUGAAGUUUGAGGAUGUGGCGGCGUGCCGCAGGUUCCUGCAGAGCUAUGGCUCCGGUGCCGUACAACAGGCCCUCUCCCAGCACGCCUGCCGCCUCCUCCAUGGCCCACAGGAGCUUGCCUUGGAAACCCAGCUCAAAGCCGGGACGCACACUUUGGACUUUUGUCUGGACGACCUGGAGCUCUGUCUGCAACACAUCCACCAGUCACAGCCGGGGCGCCUAAGGGAUGAUGAGAUUGCUGAGCUGGACCAGCAGCUGCAGAGCCAGGCCUUGGGUCACAUCCCCCAGCCACCCACCCUCUCACAGGAAGAGCCCCCUGUGCCCAGCAACUGUUUCCUGUUCCAGAAAAGGGUGUUUGAGGACCGCAUACUGGCGGCAGGGGACCUGCAGCGGUUCUCCAACGGCGUUGGGCGGGACUGGAGGAAAGUGGGGCGGGCCUUGGGCAAGAACUGCUGUGCGCUGAAGGGGCCGGCCAUAGACAACCUGGCCUACGAGUAUGAGAGGGAGGGGCUGUACGAGCAGGCCUAUCAGCUGCUGAGCCGCUUCAUCCAGGCGGAGGGGAGGGCGGCACGGCUAGGCCGGCUGGUCAGAGCACUGGAAGACAGCAAACUCACCAGCCUGGCUGAGAACAUUUUGGACAGCCAGCCCCGGGAGUGACGCUGUCUGUCAAACUGUCUGGGGGGUGUGUGUUGGUCUGUAUGUGUGUGUGUGUCUUUGUGAAAGAGUGGUAACGUGUGGGUGGCAUUUCUUGUGUGCUACAACAUGUCUUUUCUGUGUGAGUUUUGUGUCUGUGAGCUUGAUUGUAUGUUUUUUUAUUUGAGUAAAAUUGUAUUGUGUUACAAAACCAAUAGUUCUCAUAAUUGCUAUGUCACUUCAUUGUUGUCUCUGGUUGGAGAGCAAACUGAAAACACUGCGGGCCUUUUCUUCUUCCGCUAUAAACCCAACCCCCUUUCUCCACCACAGACUGGACCCUUGAUGUAUUUGAUCAUUCUACCAAUAACCUUUAGUUAUUACAAAAACUAGAUUGAUAUUGAACAAUUUGCAAUGGGUUUGGGGAAUAUUUGUUCCAAAAUCCAAAUAAAGUGUUGGAUUUAUAAAAACAAA
This is a messenger RNA of Oncorhynchus keta (chum salmon), 1365 nucleotides long. Its product is annotated as tumor necrosis factor receptor type 1-associated DEATH domain protein-like. The record is from RefSeq and is a predicted model, not a curated record. The transcript has 4 exons. Bases 43 to 918 code for a protein of 291 amino acids. Gene Ontology annotation, biological process: extrinsic apoptotic signaling pathway; positive regulation of canonical NF-kappaB signal transduction. NCBI's taxonomy places the organism in Eukaryota, Metazoa, Chordata, Actinopteri, Salmoniformes, Salmonidae. Gene Ontology annotation, cellular component: tumor necrosis factor receptor superfamily complex. Gene Ontology annotation, molecular function: transmembrane receptor protein tyrosine kinase adaptor activity.